AUGCACCUGGGCGUACCAAGGGUCCAGCUCGUACAGUUCAACACUUGCACAAACACCACCUCUAUUUCCCACACGGUAGUCCAAGAACGUCGCAAGUACGGGGCGCUUGGUUGGAACGUGCCCUAUGAGUUCAACCAGGCUGACUUCCAAGCCUCGGUCCAGUUUAUCCAGAACCACCUCGACGACAUGGAUCCCAAGAAGGGUGUGUCAUGGGUGACGAUCUGUUACAUGCUGGGAGAGAUCCAAUACGGGGGACGAGUGACGGAGGACUUCGAUAAGCGGCUCCUGUUGACCUUCCUCCACGUGUGGCUCAAUGAGCGCCUCCUCACCUCUGACUUCAGGUUCUACCAGGGGUACGGGCUGCCCAUGUGCAAGAGCCAAGCGGACUACAUAGAGUUCAUCAAUCAACUUCCAGCCACCGAUUCUCCUGAGGUGUUCGGUCUUCAUCCUAACGCUGACAUUACGUAUCAGAUUAACACAGCCAAAAGCAUCUUAGAGACGAUCCUUAGCAUGCAACCCAAGGAAGGUGGCCAGCGAGGAGGUGAGACGAGGGAGGCUGUGGUGUCCCGCCUAGCGAACGACAUGCUGGGUAAACUGCCUCCUGACUAUAUCCAACACGAAAUCCGUGAGGCGCUACAGAAGAUGGGUGCCAUCCUGCCCAUGAACAUCUUCCUCAGACAGGAGCUGGACCGUAUGCUCAAGGUACUGAAGGUGGUGCGGCACACGCUGCAGGAUAUGCAUCUGGCUAUAGAGGGCACCAUCAUCAUGAGCCCCUCCCUGAAGGACAUGCUGGACGCUAUGUAUGAUGCUAGAGUCCCAGAGCGCUGGCGCAAGGUGUCAUGGGAGUCAAGUACUCUGGGCUUCUGGUUCACAGAGCUGCUGGAGCGAGACUCACAGUUCCGUCGCUGGUAUUCCUAUGGCAGACCCAAGGCCUUCUGGAUCACUGGCUUCUUCAACCCUCAGGGUUUCCUUACUGCCAUGAGACAGGAAGUGACGCGACAGCAUAAGGGAUGGUCGCUGGACUGCGUCAUUCUGCAGAACUUGGUGACUCGUUUCAAUAGGGAGGACAUUCACGACCCCCCACCUGAGGGGGUCUACAUCUAUGGGCUCUUCCUCGAGGGAGCCUCCUGGGAUCGCAAACAGGGCCGACUUAUGGAGUCACGGCCAAAGGUGUUGUAUGAGCCCAUGCCUGUGGUUUACCUGUACGCUGUCAACACCACCAGCGGGAAGGACCCUAACCUAUAUGAGUGCCCCAUGUACAGGAAGCCGAAACGCACCGACGCUACCUACAUCGGGUCUAUUGACCUAGAAACUACAGACUAUCUACCGUCUCACUGGACACUGAGAGGCGUGGCUCUGCUAUGUGACAUAAAAUAAAGAGAAAAUCAA
This is a messenger RNA of Homarus americanus (American lobster), 1389 nucleotides long. RefSeq names its product dynein axonemal heavy chain 8-like. Bases 1 to 1377 code for a protein of 458 amino acids. The transcript has 10 exons. The record is from RefSeq and is a predicted model, not a curated record. Gene Ontology annotation, cellular component: dynein complex. Gene Ontology annotation, molecular function: minus-end-directed microtubule motor activity; dynein intermediate chain binding; dynein light intermediate chain binding. Gene Ontology annotation, biological process: microtubule-based movement. Lineage: Eukaryota; Metazoa; Arthropoda; Malacostraca; Decapoda; Nephropidae.